Ciona intestinalis (vase tunicate) is the source of this 2099-nucleotide messenger RNA. The record is from RefSeq and is a predicted model, not a curated record. NCBI's taxonomy places the organism in Eukaryota, Metazoa, Chordata, Ascidiacea, Phlebobranchia, Cionidae.
GCUUUCGCUUUUAAUAUAACUUUACUUCAGCUGAAAUGCAGCUGUAGCAAUUACUCUUAGGAACCCUUUUGUAAUUUAACAUUGUUUCAUUAUGCCACGUAAGAGCGAGGUAAUUCAAAUGGAUAUUCAGCGAGAAUUUUGUUCGACGAUGCAAGAACUUCGGGAAAUCUGGGAUGAAAUUGGAAUUCCGGACGAACAAAUUGAAACUCGUGGGAAGACGGUCUUGCUUCACAUUAGGAACCUUUUCCAAGAGAUGGUUUCAGAAGAACAGAAUCUAAAAACAAACAUGAUGAAAAAGAUUGAAACUUUCCUGGCAGAAGUUGAUGAUUUAAAUGAAAAAAUGCAUUUGCCGCCUUAUACUAUGCCUGAAGGUUUGAAUAUAAUGCAGAAGGAGAAGGAAAUCAGAAUGCAAGCCAACCGAUUGAACAAAUUAAAACGUGAGCGCUUGUGUACAUUGGCCUCGUUGAAAUCUGUUGAACAAGAAUUAUGCGAUCAGCUUUGUACAACACCAUGUUAUAUUCCAUCAACAUGUAUUCCUAGUGAAGAACAACUCGAACAAUUAGUGGACCACAUUGAAACCUUAAAAUUGGAGAAAGUUCGUCGAAAAGAAGUUUUUGCAACGAAACGAACGGAGAUAGUUGAUUUAUUUGAUGAAUUGGAGCUUAGACCAGAAACCUCAUUUGCACAGGAUCUUGUAACGGAUGAACCAGACUCGUUCUAUCUUACCUCGGGGAAGAUGGAUCAGUUGGAAGACCUUCGAAGUGAGCUGUCAAUCAAGAAAAACGAGGCUCAACGAUUGGUUGAGGAUUUGUGGCAAAAGGUCACUUGUUUAUGGGAGAGGUUGGAAACACCUGAGAGUGAACGAUCUAAUGUUCGUGGGGAAUGCACAGGUUUUAAACCUCACGUGGUUCAACGGUUACAAGAUGUCCACACAAAGUUGGAACACGAGAAGUUAAUUCAUUUGAAAUCCCUGACUGAGAGAUGUAGGUCACAAAUCGCAAGUUUGUGGGACAAAUGUUUCUACAGCGCUGAUCAACGUAACCAGUUCAUUCAAGCGUUCGAUGAGAAUUAUACGGUAGAUUUGUUGGAUAAACACGAAGAGGAAUUGGCGAAUAUGCACUCGUUGGCAUCAACUAUUCGCUCGUAUGUUGGAACUGGAGGCGCGCGCUCAUGACGUAAAUCGAUUCUCGAAUCGCGGAGGCAACUUGUUACAAGAGGAACGAGAAAGAAAGAAGAUUCAUAAACAGCUUCCCAAGAUCGAGGAAGACUUGUUCGCUGCUAUCGAUGCGUGGGAAGAAAAGAAAGGGGUCCCGUUCCUUGUUGAAGGGACCCGUUUCUCGGACUAUGUUCAUUCGCAAUGGGAAGCGUGUGAAAGAAAGAAAGUGAAUGAAAAGUUGAUGCGACAAGAGAAGAAGCAACAGGAACUUCACAGUGAAAUGACGUACGGUAGCACGCCCAAAACUCCAACUAAACGUAGAUUCAUUGGAACGACAACCAUUCUUAAAACACCAACAAACUCAGCCAAGAAACCUCGGAACGGACCGCUGGAUAAUACUUGGAAAACCAACCUAACACCUGCCAAUAAAACAUCGGCUUCUGUUUAUGUUUCACCAGGGAAACCUCCAAUUUCAACUCGAUUACGAGCGCAACAAAUGUCUGGUGUCAAACGAAGCGCGAAGAAAGUUCUCGGCGAAAGUAAGUUUAACGUCCGUGAAGUUAAGAAAGGACCCGGGUCAACCAAGAGCGCCCCCGCUGGUGGAAACCUUGAUACAACAUUCAUUAAAAGUUUAAGCACGACGGUUGUUUCAUCUGAUAAGGCUGAGUCAAUUAAAUCUGUACCAUUACCAGAGUUACAUACACCUUACAAUCAGUUUGCUGCUGAGAUAAACACACAAGCCAAAGAUAAGAGAGGAGUUAGGAGCAGUGCUAUUGGUGAUUAUGGGCAUAAAUAUUAACCAUGUUGUAUUAUAGAUUUUAUUCACAAAUGUAGCGCCCCACUGCCCGCGUUUAUUUUAAUCUUGUUCCUGCUCGCCGUGUUUUAAAGUUUUAACAAAAAGCUUUGCUUCAAGUGAAUGUAAAUAAAUUUAUUUUAAAAACUA